CCCCCCCCCCCCCCCCCCCCCCGAGCCCUUCCUAGGCCUCUUUGCGGCCCUGAGCCUUUCCUGCAGGGUUGACGCACUAGUUCUUUCUUGGAGCUCUGUGACGGAAGGGUAGGAGAGAAAGUAAAGCCGCCUGCAGCUAGCCUGCCUGCGCUUAGCCAUUGCUCCCUCCCCACCUCCAGUCACCUUCAGCUUUCCCUUACCUGCUUCCCGGCCUCGGCUGGUUUUCCUGGAACCGCGGGUGACCAUUCUGUUGCAAGGAACACUCAGGCUUCCCGCAGACUCUGACCUCAGACAGACUCAGGCCUCCCGGCUGCUGCUAACUGGCUAAAGUUUCUGCACGGUGGCCUCUAAUUUUAAGAAGACAAACAUGGCAUCCAGUAGUCAGAGAAAAAGAAUGAGCCCUAAGCCUGAACUGACUGAAGAACAAAAACAGGAAAUCCGGGAAGCUUUUGAUCUCUUUGAUGCUGAUGGAACUGGAACUAUAGACGUCAAGGAACUAAAGGUUGCAAUGAGGGCCCUGGGCUUUGAACCCAAGAAAGAAGAAAUCAAGAAGAUGAUAAGUGAAAUUGAUAAGGAAGGGACAGGAAAAAUGAACUUUAGUGACUUUUUGACAGUGAUGACUCAGAAAAUGUCCGAGAAAGACACCAAAGAAGAAAUCCUGAAAGCUUUCAAGCUCUUCGAUGAUGAUGAGACUGGGAAAAUAUCAUUCAAAAAUCUGAAACGUGUGGCCAAGGAGUUAGGCGAGAACUUGACUGAUGAGGAACUGCAGGAAAUGAUUGAUGAAGCUGAUCGAGAUGGAGAUGGCGAGGUCAAUGAGCAAGAGUUCCUGCGCAUCAUGAAGAAGACCAGUCUCUAUUAAGAUCAGUGCUCCUUUUUCUACUGCAAGCACAUGUGACUAGAUUUAGUGCCUGCCAUUUUGUGAAAUAUGGCUUUUGAGAACCCCCCUCCCCCAACCUCUGGGGUAACUAGCCGUGACCUUGAAUCUAUUUUUGACUUUGGAAGUUUCUUUGAUAUUAAGUUCUUUGUACCUUUACCUGCUGAUUGAUUCAACAGGGCAACACUAGAGCACACAGUGGGGAAAGGGACUGAGAGUGAGUGUAGCCACCCUGCCUCCUAUUACUUCACACUGCUCAUGCGUUCCACACAGCUGCAAACAUACAUUGGCUGCUUAAAUGUCCAUGUACCCAUGUCACCGUAAGCAGUGGUUGUUCUAAAACUGUUCUAGUUUUUAGUAGACACCAGAGUGUAGUUUUUCCUCUCAUAAAACCUAAUGAAUGCUUGCUGUGGCAUUUGGAUGUAUGUCAAUGUAUUUGUUUUGUUUUAAAAAUAAAACCUUUCUUAAUUUAAGCU
Molecule: messenger RNA, 1350 nt
Organism: Microtus ochrogaster (prairie vole)
Lineage: Eukaryota; Metazoa; Chordata; Mammalia; Rodentia; Cricetidae
Gene: Cetn2
Product: centrin 2
Cellular component (GO): myosin II complex
Molecular function (GO): calcium ion binding
Source: RefSeq, a predicted model, not a curated record